AUGCUUGAAUUAAAAGUCGAUUCAUACGGCGGAUGUUUAAAUAAUCGUCAAGGUUAUGGAGCUCGCAUGGUAGAUAAUUUUGCUGCAUAUAAAAAUUAUAAAUUUGUAAUUGCUAUUGAAAAUUCAAAUUGUCAAGAUUAUGUUAGUGAAAAACUAAUUUUAGCUGUUUCGUCCGGUUCUAUACCUAUUGUUGCUGGUUUUAAUGGUCGUCCCGACUAUCGAAGAUAUAUGCCUGAGCAUUCAUACAUAAAUGUAUUUGAUUAUUCUUCAAUAAAAGAGCUUGCUAAUGAUUUGAAACGUAUUGGAAGUAAUAAAACAUUAUAUGAAUCUUAUUUGUGGUAUAAAAAAUAUGAUCACGAUAUUUCAAAAUUACGUGAAAUGCCAUUGAAUGAAAAAUUGAAGCAUCUAGCUAAUACUAUUGGCUCAAAUACAACAAUGAUGAUCGACGGUAUUGCAGCCAAAGAAAAAAGUGAAAAUAAAGUUUGUAAACUCAUUCGAUUUGUUCGUCAAACACCUUGGCAAGAGAUUUCUGCACACAAAAGAACAUCACGUGCUGAUUCAUCAAUAGCUUGUUUACCUGGCAGGUACAUAAUGAAUUAUUUUGAUUCGCCUCAAAAAAAUACCAGUACAACAAUUAGAUCUUAA
Messenger RNA from Rotaria socialis, 645 nucleotides. The record is from the annotation of a GenBank genome assembly. NCBI's taxonomy places the organism in Eukaryota, Metazoa, Rotifera, Eurotatoria, Philodinida, Philodinidae.